Messenger RNA from Drosophila navojoa, 651 nucleotides. RefSeq lists its product as uncharacterized. Lineage: Eukaryota; Metazoa; Arthropoda; Insecta; Diptera; Drosophilidae. The record is from RefSeq and is a predicted model, not a curated record.
AGGCCAGAGAUGAAGAUUUUGCCACUUGUUGCGCUUCUGGCGCUAUGCGCAGUCGCAGCCGAUGCUGCUCGCACGCAGCUGCUGCGCAUUCACGAGGUUACUCAGCAGGAGUAUAACGACUUGCUACGCCUAACCAGAGGCGGCUCGCAGGUCUCAGAGUCACGUCUGCUGCGCAGUCCGCUCAGCGGCUUGGCCAACAUCGCCCAUUCGCUUUCCUUCGAAAGCAACAAGCCCAGUUCCGCCGCCAAGCGCUAUCCUCUGUGCGUUGUCUCGUCGCAGGACAGGCAGGUGAAGUAUGGACGCCACAUCACCUGGAAAGUAGGCGGCUCGAACAAUGACGACAAGUUCGAGUAUGAGGGCGGUGCUCAUGAUGAUGAUGAUGAUGUUGACGACACCGACAAGGACAAGGAUAAGGACGAUGAGGCGGAGCGUCCUGUUGUUAACUGCAUUGUGGUGGUCAAGAAUGACAACGAUGACGAGAAAGACUCUAGCCACAAAGUCGUUACCACUCGCAAGCCCACUGUCAGCCCUCACCCAGGUCCCCCGGAUUACACUAACACCUAUCCGUUGGAGCUGUGGCAGUGGUAUCAACAGUUUGGCAAGUGGCUUAGCCAAUUACCUUGUGAUCCGAAGGUGCAAAGGUGCCCGUGA